AUGGCCGAAUCGACCACUGAAGCAGCAUUAGUGCAAGCCUUGAUCAGUAACACCCCUGAAGCACUCCUGCGGCUGCUCACCUCCAGCAGCACGACGGAGCCCGACGCGGCCGCCGCGGCACUCGUCGAAGCGCUGGGCAAGCAGGACGCCUUGGCCAAGGCCCUGGCGGCGACGACGGCCGCGCGCCGCGCCGUCGCCGCGGACCGCGCCGAGACCGCCGCCGGGUGCUUCGACGGGCGGUUCCGGAGCGAGGUGAGCCGCGCGCUCGUGCGCUUAUCAGAAGGCGAGAGCUGUUGCAUCGAGAAGAUCCAGGACGAAGAUGCGAGGGAAGCCCUCGAGCACGUGCUGCGGGGCCUGGGCCUGCGCCCGGCGCCGCGCGACGAGCUCUCGGGCGCGCCGGGCUUCGCCGCCGACGACGCCUGCUCGCGGCGGGCCUGCGCCGCGCUGGCCGCAUCGAUGCGGCCGGCUGCGGUCGCCGCCCCACCUGUCGCAGCGGAGGCCGCCACUCCGGCGGAGGCCGCGCGCGCGCCGCGGGGCCCCGCCGCGCCAGCGGAGGCCGCGCGCGCGCCGCGCGGGCCCGCCGGGCCGCCGGCGCCGCGCGCGCCGCGCGGCCCCGCGCGGCCGCCGCCCGAGUCGUCGUCGUCGUCGGACGACGACGGCCCCGCGCCCGCGGCGCCGGGCGAGGCGGCGCGCGCGCCGCGGCGGCCGACGAAGCGCGUUAAAAUAGAAGAGGACAAGCACGGCGGCUGGACGCGCGCGGCCGACGGCACGAAGGGCGACUGCGACGGGAAGCGCGAGGGCUGGAUGCUCACGCCGCCGACGGCCGGCGAACUCACGGCGCUGACGAAGGACGGUUUACCGGCGGCGAAGAGUCGGCUGGGGUCCGGGCGCGGCGCCCUGCCCCAGCCGACGGCGGCCGAGGUCGCCGCCGACGAAGAACGUAGAAGGGCGGCCCGAGCGGCGCGCGGCCCGGCGCUCGUCGAGACGUUCCAGGCCAAGAAGUCUACGGCGCCCGCCCAAAAGCCGGCGAAGUGGACGCGCGACGCCAUGGACGCGCCGCAGCGCAUGGACGCCAAGGCCGCGCGCGCCGUCAUCGAGAAGGCCAAGGGGUUGGACUCGCGCUUCUCGAGCUCGUACCGACAAUAAAAAAUGUGAUGUGUG
Molecule: messenger RNA, 1161 nt
Organism: Pelagomonas calceolata
Lineage: Eukaryota; Pelagophyceae; Pelagomonadales; Pelagomonadaceae
Source: the annotation of a GenBank genome assembly